This is a messenger RNA of Solanum stenotomum, 669 nucleotides long. RefSeq lists its product as uncharacterized. The record is from RefSeq and is a predicted model, not a curated record. The transcript has 2 exons. Lineage: Eukaryota; Viridiplantae; Streptophyta; Magnoliopsida; Solanales; Solanaceae. The coding region runs from base 175 to 585 and encodes 136 amino acids.
CUUCUUUGAUCAGUCUUGUAGCUUGUGCUUCUAUAUUAUGGAAGUCUUCACAAGCAGCUCCAACCUCCAAAGAAUACUUUUGAAAGAAAGAAACAAGAAUUAUUAGCUUCUCAAAGUGCAUCAGCUGUGGAAGGAGAAACUAAUUUAGCUGGUCAACAUUCUCAAUUAACAGAAAUGGAUAUCUGGGUGCAAGCUGUUGGUGGAAAGAAAAAAGGAAGAGUUAAAGGUCUUGGCUCCCUGGGUCGAUCUAUAAAGACGUCGUCUAAACAAUCAACAUCAGCUUUAUCGAGAGAAAUUGAUGAGAUAAUUAAAGCUCAGGUAAAUGCUUCCAAUGCUGACUUAUAUGCUCAACUGCAGAAAGAGCGUCACAAGAAUAAGAGGAUGAGGAGGGAAUUGGACUUAUUGAAGAAGCACGUAUACAACGCAUCAUCUUCAAAUGAGCAAUCAUCUCAAGAAGACAAUCAAGCUUAUGAGAAUGAAAGUGGUGAUGACUUUGAUAGCGUGAAUGAUAGUGGUUCUGCCCAUGAUAACGUGAAUGACAAUGGUUCUGCCCAUUAUAACGCAUCAUCUUCAAAUGGGGAUUAAAAUAGUUGAUAGUACUAUUUAGGAUUCAAAUUUGAGUUGUAUUUUGUUUUUGUAUGUUUAAGAAUCAUAAACUAUUGAUCUUGC